CUCGUCGGGGGGGUAUAAAGGUGCUGAGUCAGCAGGGGCCGGUGCAGGCGACAGCGACGCAUUCACUGACCAACAACAAGCAAUCCCAUUAAAACCCCGGACGAGGAGGUUCUAUGGAGGGCAGGAUGCAGAACGUCUCCUCACACCAACAUUUCAUCCUCGACGGCUUCGACGAGCUGGGAGAGCUGCGGCCUGUCCUCUUCAUCCCUUUCUUCAUCAUGUUCGCUGUGUCGCUGUCAGCCAACUCCCUGCUGCUGUACGUCGUCAUUUCCCAGCAAAGCCUCCACUUGCCGAUGUGCAUCCUCAUCGCCGGCAUGGCGUGCGUGGACCUGAGUCUCCCGCUGUUCUUUGUCCCGCACAUGCUGCUGAGCUUCCUGUUUGAGUGGAGGGGGAUCUCUCUGAGCGGUUGCCUGCUUCAGAUGUACUUUGUCCAUUUGUUCGGAGCGUUUCAGUCCACCCUGCUGCUGUGGAUGGCACUGGACCGCUACUUCGCCAUCUGCACGCCACUUCACUACCACGAACGCAUGGCAUUACCGAGAUUCCUCAAGUUCGUGCUCCCUCUUCUGAUCAGAAAUGUGUUCAUGGUCUCGCUGGUAGUGAGCCUGGCAGGAUCGUUAUCGUUCUGCUUCAGAAACGUGAUGAGCCACUGUUUCUGCGAACACAUGGCGUUAGUGCAGCUGGCCUGCGGAAGCACCGCCAUCAACAACCUGGUGGGGCUGAUGUCCGUGUUCCUCAUCCCUGUGGCAGACUUCAUCCUCAUCACUGCCUCUUACGUCGUCAUAUUCAGCUCCGUGCUGAGCUCCGGCACGUCGGGUGUGAAGGCGCUCCACACCUGCGUCACGCACAUUGUGGUGAUGAUCGUCAGCCUGACCAUCAUCCUCACAGCGUUCCUGUCGUAUCGGAUCAGAAACGGUCUUCCUGCCGCCGGCCGGGUUUUCUUCAGCAUCAUGUAUCUGUUCUUUCCGAGCUGCUUCAACCCGAUUAUCUACGGCAUAAGAACCGCCGAGAUCCGACGGCACAUCCUGACCACACUGUCGCGCUGUCAGCCAAAACAGUUGGGAAAAGGGGUUCCGGAUGGCCAAUCAUAUUAGCACAUAGUGAAGCACAUUUUCACCUUGCGUUACACCGGAGAGAAGGUGGGGCUUACCUCCAUGUAGACAUGGAGAACGUUCCAACAACCAUGAAAUGCUGAAAUAACCUGCUGCUUUGUACAUGUUGUGGAAGUCUCAGAUACAUAAUUCCACCAAGCUGUAUUCACAUGUCAACUGAAGUGGUA
Cottoperca gobio is the source of this 1276-nucleotide messenger RNA. Its product is annotated as olfactory receptor 52K1-like. The record is from RefSeq and is a predicted model, not a curated record. Gene Ontology annotation, biological process: G protein-coupled receptor signaling pathway. NCBI's taxonomy places the organism in Eukaryota, Metazoa, Chordata, Actinopteri, Perciformes, Bovichtidae. Gene Ontology annotation, molecular function: olfactory receptor activity; G protein-coupled receptor activity. Gene Ontology annotation, cellular component: plasma membrane. Bases 114 to 1091 code for a protein of 325 amino acids. The transcript is spliced from 2 exons.